AUGUGUGGACGAAGCGCUCUCUCUCUUGCUCCUCCUCAAUUCAGAAAUGUGGCCAGCAGACAACUAGGAGCGGAUAUGCAUCAGACUGUGUGGAUCGGACAGGCUCUUUUCAAGCCUCUGUACAAUUUCAGCAUGGGAGGAUGUUUGCCAAUUAUUUAUUAUGAUCCAACUAUUUGCGAUGAUGAUGCUGAAAAAUUGAAAAUUUCGGAGGCUUCAGACUCUGUAAAGUUGACCACCAUCAUGAUUAAACAAGAAAAUGAUCAAGAAACUUCCAUAAAAAAGGAAAUUAAACAAGAAAUUAAAUCCGAAAUUAAAGAAGAACCAAAAGUCAAGAAAGAAGAAGAGCUUUCACUCGCUCUGCCAAAGAUUCAUGGACUUCAUCUUCGCACCAUGACUUGGGGGCUAACCUCCUACACAAGUGACCAUCAUCAACUUAACUCUGUAAAAACUUUAAAUGCUCGAGCAGAGACAUUGCAAGAGAAACCAACAUUCAAGAGAUUGUUGAAAAAUCAAAGAGCUAUUCUAUUUGUGGAAGGAUUUUAUGAAUGGAAGAGCGCACCACUCAACACAGGAAAAAAACAACCAUACUAUAUUCACCCUAAAGAAAAAGGCACUCUUAUGUGUUUUGCAUGUCUUUAUGACAAACAGGAACCAAAUGCAACCGAUGGGUAUAAUUUCACUGUUAUAACUGUAGAGGCUGAUGAAAAAUUUGCUCAUAUUCAUGACAGAAUGCCUGCAAUUCUUACGAGCGCAUCCGACAUUAGAAAAUGGUUAGGCAUUGAUCCCACAGAUGACGUCUUGUCACUUUUGAAAACUUGUGAUUUUUCUCAACAUUUAAGCAUGUACGAAGUUUCAGAUUUUGUAAAUAGUGCAACAAAUCAGUCUGCCAAAUGCAUCAAACCUCUUAAGGAAACUCAACACGGAAAAGGAUCCUUACAUUUAUAUUUCAAGCCAGCUGCUCCCAAGCGUGUGAAAGAUGAGAUGGAAAGCAGCUGCUCAUCACGAAUCAAUGGUGGAGACAUUCCACAAAGCAACAUUAAGGAGGAAGAACCUGAGACAAAAAAGAUUAAAAAAGAAGAGCAACAAGUAUAG
This is a messenger RNA of Naegleria fowleri, 1092 nucleotides long. RefSeq lists its product as uncharacterized. The record is from RefSeq and is a predicted model, not a curated record. The transcript has a single exon. Gene Ontology annotation, biological process: DNA damage response. Gene Ontology annotation, molecular function: single-stranded DNA binding. Lineage: Eukaryota; Heterolobosea; Eutetramitea; Acrasida; Naegleriidae. The coding region runs from base 1 to 1092 and encodes 363 amino acids.